This is a messenger RNA of Linnemannia hyalina, 1299 nucleotides long. NCBI's taxonomy places the organism in Eukaryota, Fungi, Mortierellomycota, Mortierellomycetes, Mortierellales, Mortierellaceae. The record is from the annotation of a GenBank genome assembly.
AUGGUUCAUGAAGCAUACUUCAAGCGCCCGGCCGAGUAUUACCGACGCACCCAGUGGACUUAUCCAGACACCCUUCGAAUCCGCGGAUCGGUAAUCCCUUCGGUCAUCACAGACGUUAUCAUCAUCACAUCCUUUGCUGCCACGCUCCUCGCCGUCGAAAAGUCAAAUGUCCUGGGCAGGUCACUCAACGUCGCCUCCGUCAUCGUGCCGGCACUGUCGGUGGUGGUCGGUUUGAUUCUAGCCUUUCGUACAAACACUGCUUACGAUCGCUUUUGGGAGGGUCGCAAGCUGUGGGCCAGUCUAGAUGUGCAGAUUCGCAACUUUUCGCGUAUGGUUUGGGUCGGUGUGAAGGAUACCCCUCACGUUCAUGAUGGGGGUUCAUCAUCCUCGUCGGGUGGAAGCAGCCCCAAGCGCAACCUCCUUCACAGUCACCUCCUCUUUGGCCGAAGCAACAGCUCGCUCAAGACGAAAGGUGGUGCAAACGGCAACGGAAGCGGCAGCGGAGUUGUUGAGAGUCGCGUCCAGAACGUGUCGAGUUCGACCUUAAUCGACAUUGACUCUCCCCCUACUCUUCAGCAGCAACAGGUUGAUUCCGAGGUUCACGCGGAUGACUAUGAGAAGCUUGUGUGCAUUCGUCUGUUGUUGGCGUUUGCAGUCUCGGUCAAGCACCAUCUCCGUCAAGAGUUUGGCGUCCGUUACUUUGACUUGGAAGGACUCCUGCCCAAAGAUUACGAACCCUGUGCUGCCUACGAGACUGCUGAGAUAAGAAUGGAGCAUGACAAAGCCCUUGGAGACCGCCAGCUUCACCGCCAUUACAACGAGGAUCUGUGGACCAUUGUGUCAGGAAACGAAGAUGGUCAAAUGUCGCUUCCCUUGGAGAUUGCGCAUGGUCUGUCGCUGUGGGUGAUUACCCAGUCGCGGGCCAGCCAGAUCGAGAGCGCGCUGGUCGGCAACCUGUUCACCUCGAUCAACUCUAUGACCGACAUCUUCACCAACAUGGAGCGCAUCGUCUUCACUCCUAUCCCUCUCGCCUACAGUAUCCACUUGCGUCAAGUGGUAUACCUGUACUGCCUCGCUCUACCAUUCACCUUCCUAAACGUUUUGGGUUGGCUUGCCGUCCCCCUGAUGUGCCUUGUAUCCUUCACGCUCUUUGGAAUGGAAGCCAUUGGUCGCGAGAUCGAGAACCCGUUCGGAAAAGACGAGAAUGAUCUGCACAUGGAUGAGUUCUGUCGUGACCUGAAGAGGGAGUUGGAUUAUACUAUCAACCUGAAGAACACUGUUCCUGGAUGCCACUUGUAG